This is a messenger RNA of Sitophilus oryzae (rice weevil), 4501 nucleotides long. RefSeq names its product ectonucleotide pyrophosphatase/phosphodiesterase family member 5-like. The transcript is spliced from 7 exons. NCBI's taxonomy places the organism in Eukaryota, Metazoa, Arthropoda, Insecta, Coleoptera, Curculionidae. The coding region runs from base 160 to 1629 and encodes 489 amino acids. The record is from RefSeq and is a predicted model, not a curated record.
AUUGUAGACAUCCUUCAAAAUCAGCUGUUGCAAUUUUCGAGUUCAUUCAAUUUCAUUUUCAAAUGGAACAAAAAUACUCAAGCAAUGCUUAAAUGCAUUAGCUAUCAGCUGUAAUAUCUAGAUUAUUUACCAAUCUCCAUCAAGAAGUAUCAAACUACGAUGUUCAGCCAGCCGAUAAGUUUAAAAUUCCUUUAUUUCUUAGUUCUAAUUUCGUCAGUAACAUGUAUUUCGAAACAUCCAGUGCUUAUAGUGGUGUCCUUUGAUGCUUUCCGAUAUAAUUUCUUUGAAACUGAAAACUUACCGUACAUGCAGCUGAUAAAAACGAAAGGUACGCAUGCAGAGUACUUAUAUAACGUGUUUCCAACGAAAACUUUCCCAAAUCACCAUUCUAUUGCCACCGGGGUGUUCCCUGAGGUCCAUGGGGUGAUAGGAAACUCGUAUUACGAUCCAGAAAUAAAGAAAGUUAUGAAAAUGGGCCCGGGGAUGUACAAUUAUAAUGAUAGGGUUAAACCGAUAUGGAGAUGGAACGAAGAUCAAGGGAAUGGCAGGUAUUCUGGUACGUUUAUGUGGCCUGGGGGUGACUAUUCUUAUCAAGGAAAGAAUAUAACUUAUUCGGUUGGUUUUCAAGCGGGAUAUGAUUGGAAAAAACGAGUUGACCAAGUAAUAAAAUGGAUAUUGGAUCCAGACAAACCAGCUAAUUUGGUGAUGCUUUAUUUUGAGGAACCGGACACGCAUGGACAUGCUUUCGGUCCAAACUCUGUAAUUAUCAAAGAUUUACUAGAGAAACUUGAUAAUAUCACAGGAUAUUUACAUGCACAAUUAGAACAUCAUAAUUUGUCAGAUAAAGUAAAUGUAGUUCAAUUAAGUGAUCAUGGAAUGACGGCAGUGAGUCCUCCUUUUUUUAUUAAUAUUACACAGUAUAUCACCAAUGGGACAUACGAAUGGGCCGGUGCUAGCCCAGCUAUACAAAUUAUUCCUCAUGAAGGUCACGAAGAUAUUAUAUACAGUGCUUUAAAAAAAGGAUCUAAAGAGAAUGGUCACUUUAAAGUGUACAAAAAAUCGGAGUAUUUGGACAGAUGGCACUACAAAAACAACCCUAGGUCUCCCCCGAUUUUAGUCAUGGCUGACGAAGGUUAUGCAUUGGAUGACUUGAUUAUUAGCGCACCCCAGUAUGCCAAAAAAUAUAACUUUACUCUGACGAAUCAGUCAGAAUUCGGAGUUCACGGUUACGAUUACACUGUGAAGGAUAUGCAUCCGUAUUUUAUGGCUAUCGGGCCGAAAAUCAAGAAAGAAACCAAAGUGGAUCCGUUCAAUACUGUGGACUUGUUCAAUUUGUUUUGUGCCAUUUUAGAGAUAAGUCCCACCAAAAAUAACGGUAGUAGUACGCCUGCUAGUCAUGUUUUAGCCGCUGCUGGUCCGGGAAAGUACAGUGUGGGAACGAUACUGAUGAUGUCAAUAGGUGGCGUUUUAGUCGCUCUACUUCUUGUCAGCUUGGCGGUAGUGUUCACCCUGAUGGCGAUAAAAAGACAGCAGAACAUCACUACCGCCGCAGCUCUGAACAAGAGGUUCCCGCAAACGUUUCAGAACUACAUCGAGGCACAGCAUUUGUUAGAGCCAGAGGAGGCUUGAUAUGUCAAUAAUGACAUGUCGGAUGAUUACGGAUUUUUUUAACUCAAUAUAGAUGUCAUCGUUAAAAUUUUUGAAAAAGCGUAUGAGAUUACUAUUUAUAUUUUAAGCCCAAGUAGCGCAGUCCUGUAGGAUUUUUCGUAAUAAGAUUUAAAGUUGAAUAAUUUAACGUAGAUUUUGGCUCAAACCAAGCGUAGAAGAAUGAACUUUAAUAAAAAAAUAUUUACCAUACAAUCGAAAAAAUAAACAGCGUCAGUGAGGUCUUUUAAACAAUAAUCCAUGACAGUUUAUGUCAUUUAUUUAUCAAAAACUGUCAAAAAACUUAAUAUUUCAAUGAAAAAAGUAAAAAACUUUGAAUUUUAUUACUUUUUUCUAAAUUAAAUAUUAUCUAGACAUCGACCUGACAGAAAUCAUUAUCGAUUGCCAUUUCAAAGGUUACUAUGACGCUGUUUUUUUUAAUCGUACGAUAUGAUAUGUUUUACGGUUUCAUAAGGUAGUAAAGACGAUGCUUGAAUUUGAUAAAAUUACAGAACAUAUUCUAUAUCUGUAUUUUUUUUAGUUUUUAUGAGUAAAUUUCAAUCACAACAAUCUUUUACUGACAAUCUCUAUAUUUUGAUAGUAAACUCUAUAAAAAUAUUAUUAAGCAUAACAAUACACAUAAGGCUAUUUUCUCAAUAUGAAAACUCAAAAGAAAAACUUGUAAAUAAGCUGUAGUUUUCUUCACGAUCUUUAAUGCUAAUAUUUUUUUUAAUGGAAUUUGAUAUAAAUAUUUCCUAUCUAUUAACAGAAAUAUUAAAUAAAAUCCUUUAGAUAAAAAAAACUAGGUAUUCUAAGUAAAAUUUUGUAAACUAUUAUCUAUAGGAUUAUUAUAAUUUCAAUCCUCAGACUAACAAAAAAAGAAGAGUAUGAUGUAUAUUAUUAUUUUUUUAUUGGUCUGAGGAUUUUUUAUUUUGUCUGACUUAGUUCCAAAAAUUUUUUUUUAAAUUUAUAUUUUAAAAAGUUAUUUGACAGUAAUUUUUUAACGACGAUUUUAAAGAUAUGUAGCUCAAAAAAUGCUAAACGAAGCAUUUAAAAAAGGAUGUGAUUUGAAAGGUACGUCCAAUAAAAAGUACGAUUUGAAUUAUUUCAAAUGUUUUAAACAUAAGUUUUUGGUGGUGAGUUAAAUGGACAAUAAAAAUUAUUGGCUUAAAUAUGAAACUUUUGAUGAUAUUGUAAUAAUGUAAACUGUCUGAAUUUCUAGUCAUCUUUCUUGUAUUGUACAGGGUGUCCCAGAUAUUUGCCUCAUCAUUGGAAUUUCGGAAACUAGAAGAUAUUAGGUCGGUUACAUUGAGGAAAAGUUGCGCAGUGUGAUGGUGAUAAAAAUGCCAUCUUAAAAGUUUAAAAAUUCUGAGUACUUCUGAAGAUUUUUGAAAAAAAAACGAAUAUUUGCAUUUUAAUUUUUUUACACUUAAAAAAUAGUUUUUUGCGUGUAACAAAUAGUUUUUUACGCGUAACAAAUAGUUUUAUAUGCGUAAAAAAUAGUUUCUUACAUGUAAUAUCAAUAUUUUUGAUAAAGACGUGGACACACAAUGACGAUUCUCUAAUUUGGGACACCCUGUACAGGGUGUCUUGAAUUGCCGUUAACUUUAUUGUUAGAAUCGCAUAAAAUAAAGUAAAUUCAACAAGAAGAAUUCCUAAUACAGUAUCAUUUCUUUGACAUAACCUCAUAUUAUUCCAUCCAUUUUGGCAGCUACUGUGUAUGAUAACCAGAAAGUUGUUUUGAACUACUAUACAAUUCAGGACACCCUGUAUAUUUAGUGUUUAUACGUAGUUAGAUUUUACUAUUGCAUAAAAAAAACAAAUUUUGCUUACCUUAGUAAGGUUUUUCAUAUAAAUUGAUUAUCGAAUAGGGUUAUUAAUAGUUUUAAAAUGUUUUAAACAUGCACAAACCUUUGAAUAGCAACUAUUUAUUUGUAAAUUGUUAAUAGAUAUAAUUCCUGGAAAUAAGUCACGUACUUAACUGAUCGACAUGCAAGGACAGAUCUAUAAAAAUGAAAAUAUGAUAAUUUAAUAUCAAUGGGGCAAUUUAAAAUGUAAAAUUUUCCUUUAUUUAAAAUAAUUUAACGGAAAUCCCUUGUCGUUCAGAAAAUUGCAUAAAAUAUAAAUAUGAAUAGCUCAAUUUUAUAUUGAAUUAAAUAUAAAUAUACCUACAAAGCUCACGCCGCGCCGUUUGUAUGUUUAUCAAAUAUAAUCGCAAUUUUUCUAAGAAGUUAGAAUUGUUAUUUAUAACUUUAAAUUGGAUUUAAAAAUAUGUGUUAAUGAGAGAUUAAUUUUCAAGGCCAAGAAUUAUUUUUUAUCAUUAUACUCAUAAUAUGCACAAAAGUUAUCCGUAUUUAUGAUAGUAUUUUUUUAGAAAAUUUGAUACUUGCCCUUGUUAAAAAACGCCCUGUAUAUAACCUUUUUAUGCUAAGUUUUGCUGAUAUAUUAUGCCACAUAAUCCAGAGUUUUUUUAUAUUCAGGUAUUUUUUGUAUACAUUAUAUUUUAUCUUAUAUAUCUAAAAAUAUAUAUAGAAUGUUCAGUCAUCGUUCAACAUCACGUCAUAAUAUAUUGUCAAACUCAGUCACUCUCAGUCAUUUGCUAACUAAAUGAAAUAGAUUGGUGACGUCAUUACGGCAUAUUCUUUUUAGUAAUUGUCAUUGUCAUUUGAUUUGGGGUUAUAAUUUUAUUGACAAGUAAUGAUGACGUAACGGUGAACGAUAGCUGAACGAUAUAUUGACAACCUUAAAGCAUAUAUGUUAUAAAUAUUCUAAUUUGAUUAUUGAAUAUUUCACAAAAAAAGACAUUGUAAGAGAAAAGCUAUAUAAAAUGUAGCCGGUGAUAGUAGAAAUGCCAAAA